AUAUAUCUAGACUUGAUUUCGGGAUCUUGGAUCGUUGACUAGCUAUUAUAAGUGUAGUUUGACCCCAUCGGUGAAGGAACGAAGAACACGAUCUGUGAAUCGAUCGAUCGAUGAGGGAAGAUACGGCCCAAGUGAAGGUUCCGAUACCCAUCGGAGAUUUAUGGAAGGCGAUGGCGAUCGAUAUAGGGAAAACGGCAACCACGGUUUUACCCGAUAUCGUGAAGGAAGUCGAGUUGCUCGAUGGAGAUGGCCGCCUUGGAACCAUCUUGGUCUUCAAAUUUCACCCCGGGGUACCGAAAAGCAGCUACCAGAGGGAGAAGAUUGUCGAGUUCGAUGAAUCUCGGCAUCAGAUCGCUCUUGAAAUACUGGAAGGAGGGCAUUUGGAUCACGGGUUUUCUUCGUACACGACUGGUUUUAUGUUAACCGCGGUUGGAGAAGCGGAGACACUGAUUGACAUCCAGGUUUUAUACGAGACCAAACCUGAACAUAUUCAUGUUCCGGGGGAGACUAUAAAAGCGACGUUCCAUUACAUCAAAUGCCUCGAAAACCAUCUGUCAAUCGGUAUCUCUUAAGCUCGAUCUUGUCGAAAACACUUCUUCUGCAUCUUUAGUUGUGUUUUGUGUUUCGGAAUCUAUGAAAUAAUAAAAGGAACACACAAGAAGACGGCAAAUUCCUUCGAUACGACUCGAAAAAACACGCGAUGACAUUCAAAC
This is a messenger RNA of Cynara cardunculus var. scolymus (artichoke), 713 nucleotides long. RefSeq names its product phytohormone-binding protein-like. The coding region runs from base 111 to 572 and encodes 153 amino acids. The record is from RefSeq and is a predicted model, not a curated record. Gene Ontology annotation, cellular component: nucleus; cytoplasm. Gene Ontology annotation, biological process: defense response; abscisic acid-activated signaling pathway. The transcript is spliced from 2 exons. NCBI's taxonomy places the organism in Eukaryota, Viridiplantae, Streptophyta, Magnoliopsida, Asterales, Asteraceae. Gene Ontology annotation, molecular function: protein phosphatase inhibitor activity; signaling receptor activity; abscisic acid binding.